Aspergillus mulundensis is the source of this 1959-nucleotide messenger RNA. RefSeq names its product putative DSB repair complex subunit Ku70 (gene akuA). Gene Ontology annotation, biological process: double-strand break repair via nonhomologous end joining; cellular response to X-ray; telomere maintenance. Gene Ontology annotation, molecular function: double-stranded DNA binding; telomeric repeat DNA binding; damaged DNA binding. The transcript has 5 exons. Gene Ontology annotation, cellular component: nucleus; Ku70:Ku80 complex. The coding region runs from base 1 to 1959 and encodes 652 amino acids. The record is from RefSeq and is a predicted model, not a curated record. NCBI's taxonomy places the organism in Eukaryota, Fungi, Ascomycota, Eurotiomycetes, Eurotiales, Aspergillaceae.
AUGGCCGACGACAACUACAAUCGUGAAGAUGACGUCGUUGAAGAAGAGGAGGAACUGGACGAGACGGGCUAUAAAUCAGUAAGGGACGCUGUCCUCUUCGCGAUCGAAGUUAGCGACUCGAUGCUCCAGCCACGUCCGUCGGCAGACCCAAAGAAACGCAGCCAGGAGUCGCCCGCUACUGCUGCAUUGAAGUGUGCAUAUCACCUUAUGCAGCAGCGCAUCAUCUCCAACCCCCGUGACAUGAUAGGCGUUUUACUAUAUGGAACAAAGCAAUCUAAAUUCUAUGACGAGGACGAGAGUAGCCGCGGUGACUUGUCAUACCCUAAUUGCUACCUCUUUACGGACCUUGAUAUUCCUUCCGCCCACGAGGUUUUAGAACUGCGGUCGUUGGUUGAGGAUGAAGAUGAGGCUAAGGAUAUUCUCGAACCAUCAGAGGAGCCCGUUUCUAUGGCCAAUCUGCUGUUCUGCGCCAACCAGAUAUUCACUUCAAAAGCCCCAAACUUCGUAUCGCGACGGCUGUUCAUAGUCACCGAUAACGACAAUCCUCAUGGAAACAACAAAUCUCUUCGCUCUGCAGCAACUGUGCGAGCAAAAGAUCUAUACGACCUUGGCGUUAUAAUUGAGCUAUUUCCGAUAUCCCAAGUGGAUCAUGAAUUUGACACCUCCAAGUUCUACGAUGACAUUAUUUACAAAGCCUCGCCUAUGGAUCCCGAAGCCCCUGCCUAUCUGAAACCGGAAUCGAAAACGACGGAUGCCCAUGACGGAAUUUCAUUACUCAAUGGUCUCCUGUCAAGCAUCAAUUCCAGAUCAGUACCGCGGCGUGCGCAGUUCUCGAAUAUGUCUCUGGAGCUUGGGCCAAAUUUCAAAAUCUCAGUAUCGGGCUAUAUCCUCUUCAAGCGUCAGGAGUCGGCGAGAAGUUGCUAUGUGUGGCUGGGCGGAGAGAAACCACAGAUUGCAAAGGGAGUUACUACACAGAUAGCAGAGGACUCCGCACGAACCAUUGAAAAAUGGGAGAUUAAAAAGGCAUACAAAUUUGGUGGAGACCAGGUUUGCUUCACCCCGGAUGAACAAAAGGGAUUGAAAGACUUUGGUGAGCCAGUGAUCCGAAUUAUCGGUUUCAAACCCCUCUCAGCGCUACCUUUCUGGGCCAACGUCAAGCAUCCGUUGUUCAUUUACCCAUCCGAGGAAGACUACGUGGGCUCCACGCGGGUAUUCUCGGCCCUGUAUCAGAAGCUCUUAAAAGAUCAGAAGGCUGCGCUUGUCUGGUACAUUGCACGCAAGACUGCUGGUCCAGUUCUUGCUGUGAUGAUGGCCGGUGAAGAGAAGGUUGACGAGAACGGCGUUCAGAAAAUGCCUUCCGGCCUGUGGAUUAUACCGCUCCCCUUCGCAGACGAUGUUCGACAGAACCCUGAAGCUACUCUGCAAGUUGCGCCCGAGUCACUUAUUGAUAGAAUGCGAACAAUUGUCCAGCAGUUACAGCUUCCGAAGGGCGUUUACGACCCUCAAAAAUACCCUAAUCCAUCACUUCAAUGGCACUACCGCAUCCUACAGGCGCUGGCGCUGGAUGAAGAUAUCCCUGAGAAACCGGAUGAUAAGACCCUGCCCAAAUAUCGGCAAAUCGACAAGCGCGCUGGCGACUACGUCUUCGAAUGGUCCGAAGAAUUGGACAAGCAGUACAACCAAAUAACAGCCAAUCAGGCAAAGAUGACCACGCUAGCCAAAAGGCCCGCAAAGGGAGACGCUGCCGAUAAAGCCGCUCCGCCAGCAAAAAAAAUCAAGGCCGAAGCUGGCUCCGGCAACAUCCAGGAAGAAGUCCAAAAACACUUUGCGAAGGGGACGCUAUCCAAGCUCACAGUAGCUUCCCUCAGGGAUUACCUCGCGUCCCAGGGCCGUGCCACGGCGGGUAAGAAGGCGGAGUUGCUGGAGCGGGUGGAGGAGCUUCUGGAGACAAAGUUCUAG